CAGUGUUACCUUCUUUUGCUACUUGGGUCCACACUGUUCGUAGAUAAGAGUAAGGACCGCGUUUCUGCUGUUGUCAACUUGUUUGUGAAGAGGCCGGAUAUGCUAGGAGAGUAUGCGUGGGGGGCAGGAGCACUUGCUUAUCUGUACAGGCAGCUUGGUAUUGCCUCCCGGGAGGAGGCUAAGGGAGUGGCGGGUUGUCUGACUUUACUACAGUGUUGGAUUUACGACCACUUUCCUACUUUGAGGCCUAGUCGGUUGGAGCCACGAGAGCUGGAGCGGGGGCAGGCAGGAGCAUUCAGGUGGCGCGGUACAGCACCCCGGUCGAGUAAGAAGAGGGAUGCACAGAUGCUGGCUUAUUAUCGGCAGGCGAUUGAUAGUUUGACCCCUCAGUUAGUUAGUUGGACUCCGUAUGGUCGGCGUCCUCAUCUGACGGUGAGACGUACCUUGUAUCAGGGCCUGCUCAGAUUUGCAGAGAUAGCAGAAUAUUAUGAUCCCACUUGGUGCCUCCGACAGUUAGGCUACGUGCAGGGUGUACCGUAUCCACCGGAGCGUCCGCUUGUUGUGCGUUGA
This is a messenger RNA of Linum tenue, 570 nucleotides long. The record is from the annotation of a GenBank genome assembly. Lineage: Eukaryota; Viridiplantae; Streptophyta; Magnoliopsida; Malpighiales; Linaceae.